GCCGGGGCUCGGCUACAAAAGAGGUCGGCUGCGGCGGGCCGGGCGGAACUUUCCAGAACGCUCGGUGGGUGGUGGAGGAGCAGCGUGUGGCCGAGCUGCGCUGUGCUCCGCUCCCCUUUCCGCUCUCCGGCGCCGGCCCGCUCACUGGCUGUAAAAAAUGGUGAAAGAGACCACUUACUACGAUGUUUUGGGGGUCAAACCCAAUGCCACCCAGGAAGAAUUGAAAAAGGCAUAUAGAAAAUUGGCCUUGAAGUACCACCCUGAUAAGAAUCCAAAUGAAGGAGAAAAGUUUAAACAGAUUUCUCAAGCUUAUGAAGUUCUUGCUGAUUCCAAAAAAAGGGAACUAUAUGAUAAAGGAGGGGAGCAGGCGAUUAAAGAGGGCGGAGCAGGUGGUGGUUUUGGCUCACCCAUGGAUAUCUUUGAUAUGUUCUUUGGAGGAGGAGGAAGAAUGCAAAGAGAAAGGAGAGGUAAAAAUGUUGUUCAUCAGCUCUCAGUGACCUUAGAAGACUUAUAUAAUGGUGCAACAAGAAAACUGGCUCUGCAAAAGAAUGUGAUUUGUGACAAAUGUGAAGGCCGAGGUGGUAAAAAAGGAGCAGUAGAGUGCUGUCCCAACUGCCGGGGGACAGGCAUGCAGAUAAGGAUUCAUCAGAUUGGGCCAGGGAUGGUUCAGCAAAUUCAGUCGGUGUGCAUGGAGUGCCAGGGUCAUGGAGAACGCAUCAGUCCUAAAGACAGAUGUAAAAGCUGCAAUGGAAGAAAGAUAGUUCGAGAGAAGAAGAUUUUAGAAGUUCAUAUUGAUAAAGGCAUGAAAGAUGGUCAGAAGAUAACAUUCCACGGUGAAGGAGACCAAGAACCAGGACUGGAGCCAGGAGAUAUUAUCAUUGUGUUAGAUCAGAAGGACCAUGCUGUUUUUACAAGGCGAGGAGAAGACCUUUUCAUGUGUAUGGACAUACAGCUGGUUGAAGCAUUGUGCGGCUUCCAAAAGCCAAUAUCUACUCUUGACAACCGAACCAUAGUCAUCACCUCUCAUCCAGGUCAGAUUGUCAAGCAUGGGGAUAUAAAAUGUGUGCUAAAUGAAGGUAUGCCAAUAUACCGUCGGCCAUAUGAAAAGGGACGUCUAAUCAUUGAGUUUAAGGUAAACUUCCCUGAAAAUGGCUUUCUCUCUCCUGAUAAACUCUCUUUGCUGGAAAAACUCCUCCCUGAAAGGAAGGAGGUAGAAGAGACUGAUGAAAUGGAUCAGGUAGAACUGGUGGACUUUGAUCCAAAUCAGGAAAGACGGCGUCAUUAUAAUGGAGAAGCGUAUGAGGAUGAUGAACAUCACCCCAGAGGUGGCGUUCAGUGUCAGACCUCUUAAUGGGCCAGUCAAGUCACUCUUUGACAUUCUGUAUGCAGUAGUGAAUGUGGGAAGGACUGUAAUCAUAAUAAGCUCACUACUUGGCUAUUGUUUUUGUUUUAAUAUUCAACUAUAGUAGUGUUUUAAAAGUUAAAUGAAGAAUAAACACAAAUAUAAAAGCUCUGACUUUGCCCUGUAUGUAUGAUGACUUCAAUGUUCAAGAUGAAAAUGAAUACUUGUAAAAACUAGUUUAAAAAGUUCCCUAGCAUCUGUUAGGCCAUAUCUUGUGUAACUGAUAAUAGCUGUGUGCAUUAGACUGACAUGCUAGGUGUGUGUUGUAUGACCCUUCAUUGUUAAGCUAUGGGAUUAAAAUUCUGUAUUUAACUGGUAAUCAAAAGAAAACAAUUAGUUACAUGUUGGUCUGUCUAGUUGUAUCAAGUGAACCAAUUGUGAUGCCUCUGCAUUGUAUUGCCUCAGCCAUUACUAGAAGGUGGCAUAAUACAUUUUGCCUGUUAUUAGUGAUAGAAAUGAUACAUUCCUAAAGAAGUUUAUCAUAAGCUACUGCUUAAGGGCUUGCUCUUCUAGAUUGCAUUCCCUUCUGCUGUGCCAUUUUAAAUAUAUAUAUAAACAGAAAACAUGAUCACCUUUUUCCCUUCUCAAACCAUGAUAAGCCCUUGCUUGGGUGUAGUGACUUCCAAAGCCCAAGUAACUUAAAAAUUAAAGUGUACGUGGAGAGGUGGUUUGCAUGUAUAAUCCAGGGAAGGUGUUCCUUAGGUCUGUUACAGGCUUUCUAUUCGACUUAGGCUCCAACGUAAUUGCAAUUUAAUGUUGGUAGUAUAGCAAAUUAUGAAUAGAUUUGUUGUAUGUUUUGAAGUCACAUGCUUACAUGCUUAAAUCUGGAUAUCAGAAUUUAAGCAGUUACUGAAAUGUAUGACUGUCUAAUAUACUGAUUACAAAGUGUU
Molecule: messenger RNA, 2292 nt
Organism: Mus pahari (shrew mouse)
Lineage: Eukaryota; Metazoa; Chordata; Mammalia; Rodentia; Muridae
Gene: Dnaja1
Product: DnaJ heat shock protein family (Hsp40) member A1
Exons: 9
Coding region: 158-1351 (397 amino acids)
Biological process (GO): response to heat; protein refolding
Cellular component (GO): cytoplasm; cytosol
Molecular function (GO): ATP binding; Hsp70 protein binding
Source: RefSeq, a predicted model, not a curated record